CACGGCGGGGAUUGGUUGCAUCGGUUUCUGUGUCUCUUUGUCUCUCUCUCUCUCUCUCUCUCUCUCUCUCUCUGUCUGUGUGUGUCCCUUUUGCCCGUUCUGUUUCGGGCGAACAUGUCCGGCCGAGGCGGCGGCGGGGGAGGUCCGGCCGCGAGAGCUCUGGGCAGGGGCAGCUUCGGGACGGCGGCGGCGACGAACGGCCGGCGGGGGAUGCGAUCUUCGUCCCCGUCUCGCUGGAUCCCUUUCGCCGUGGCAAUGGCAAUAGCCAUCGCCAUGGGCGUGCUUUCCGUGGUUUCGAACGGGCACGCUCGGGGUUCUUUCGAAUCGGUAGCAAAAGCAGAAGCAGAAGCAAACGCAAAAGCAGAAGAAAACGACCACCGCCGCCGUCUCUUGCAAUCGGGGGAAAAGGAAGACGGUGCCUUUCGGGUGCUUUACGUCGUCACCUCCUCGGGAAGAAACUAUAAGAAAAGCACGAGCAGCAAAAAAUGGGAUCGCUGGAACAACUUGGUUGUUCCCAUCCUGAAACAAAGCCUUGAGUCCUACUACAAAAACGACGGCAACGGCAACGGCAACGGCAACGACAACGACACCGGCAACGACACCGGCAACGACACCGGCAACGACACCGGCAACGACACCGGCAAGAAACGGAACUACCAGGUCGAUCUCUACAUGAUCACCUCCUACCACGUAUCCCAAGAGGACAAGGACGUUUUGCGCCAAGCCCUUCCUCCCUCGACCGGGAUCCAGUACUGGUCCAAUGCCAUGCCUCUGAUGUACCACUGCGACGAAUUCUUYGACGAGCCCGCCUCGACCAUGUUUGCAAAAUGCAUCGAUGCGUCCGAGCCCGAUUWCAAACCCAUCUCCUACAUGAAAAAUACCAACGACACGGAGGACCACCGCAACCUUCGGGUCCGGCUCCGCGAGGGCUCGGCGCAGCUGGCCCGGCAGCACCGCCUCGUCGUCAAGGACAAGCUGCCGCACUACGACUUUUUCGUGGUGAUGGAAGACGACAUGCUCUACGCGAAGAGCCACGUCGAAACGCACCGGGCGGUAUCGGCCAGGGUGCGGUUGCUCAGGGACGCCGCGCUCGAGCGCGAAGGCGCGGGCAGGGACGGCGAGAGCGGCAAUCCUUACCCCGGGGAUUCCUGGAAGGCUYCCCUCCCCUACCGAUUUCUCAGCCGCAUGACGGCCGGAUUCGUACGGGUCGAGGUCCUCGGAGCGUCCUACCGCGACACCUGCAAGGCGAAGGGAAAGCACAACCCGGACUGGACCCCCCGUUCGGUUUCGGUUCCGGAACCUUUCUCGGAGAACGCCAUCGAUCCGAAGACCUGCUGCCGGGUGGAUGCGAACGCGAAUUCGAAUUCGAAUUCGACCCCCGGUUCGAAUGCCACGCUGUCCUCGCCGUCGUCGGUGGCAGAACCUGCAUGGCAAGCCUUCACCGAAAACACCGAUCCYUCCAACGAGGACCUCGUGCUGUGGGAAACAAAACUCCCGGGGUUUUUCCUCCGCCGGUGGGAUCCCAUAGGCGCCAACGCCUCCGAAACCGGAGGCGGCUCGUGGUUCGCUUCUCCGAUCAAGGGGCACACCAAUUUCCCGGGAUACUGGGCGGGGUACCAGAUCACCAACCGAUACGACGAGGACCUCCGGAAAAAUGGGAACUACGAGGCACCGUGGGAGCUGCAGUUCCGGCAGGGCAAGCUUGCCGCCCAGACCGGUGGCUGGAUGGCGUCCUCGGGAGAAAUCCUCCACUACCACCGAACCCUCUGCCCGGAGCAGCAAACGAGUUUCCUCCCCCCCUUCGAGCUGCCAAGGCACAAGCGCGACGGCCUCUUCCGGCACAACGUGGAGUACUGGAGCGGCGGCCUCCAGAUCUACUCCAACAAGGGCUGCGGCCUGCAGMGGGUCUACGAGAUGGAAUCCGCCAAAGACUUUAGCAGGCACCUGGUCUACCACGCCUCGAACAACAAGCAGUGCUUCUUCAAAUACCUGCAGGAGCCGCCGGCCGUCCCGGCCUCGAUAAGGCCGCGGAUCGAUCGGGUCCGGGAGAUCCGGAAACGUGCGAAGGAAGACGGAGACGCCGGCACGACGGACGGAGACUCGGACUCGGACUCGCUCCUCGACGAAUACCUCAACAUCGAUGCCCGGAUGGUCCGGGUCCAGACCCUGUGGAACCACCUGUCGGAGGUCCGGGACGGGAUCCUACGGGACUGCAGCGAGGAAAACCACACGGUGUAGCGCUCUGCGCUGCGCUGCGCU
Messenger RNA from Pseudo-nitzschia multistriata, 2259 nucleotides. The record is from the annotation of a GenBank genome assembly. NCBI's taxonomy places the organism in Eukaryota, Bacillariophyta, Bacillariophyceae, Bacillariales, Bacillariaceae.